UGAGGAUGUUCUGGGAUGAGGUUGGAGAAGGUUUUGGGCGGUCGGUGGCUGCAGCUGUGCCCCGUCCCCGCAGACAUCUACGUGUGCAUGAUCUCCUCGGCGCACAACGUGGCGGCGCAGGGCAAGUACAUCGCCAUCGCCAGCACCACCGUGGAGACCGCCGAGCCCGAGAAGGAGAUCAAGCCAGCCCUGGACCUCCUGGAGCCCAUCGAGCAGAAGUUCGUGAGCAUCAGCGACCUGUUCGCACCCACCGACCUGGGCACCGAGAGCCAGAUCUUCAUCUCGCGCACCUACGACGCCACCACCCACUUCGAGACGACGUGCGACGACAUCAAAGAUAUUUAUAAGAGGAUGAUGGGAUCAGAGUUCGACUUUGAGGAGAUGAAACGCAAGAAAAACGACAUCUACGGGGAGGAGGAGCAGCAGUAAUGAGAGGCUCUAAUUAGGAGAAGUUUAAAUCGGCUAAUAUGAAUAUAUAAGGAACUUAAUGAACACUGUACGAAAUUCAAUAUUGUAAGGCCUGCUUUUGUAAUCCCAUCUCUGAGAGAUUGAAGAGUACUGCACUGGUAAUGUUCCCUUUUUGGAUAUCAUGUGUUAAUUAUUUCAUUCUAGUAGGGCUGCUGUCCAGAAUCUGGCAAAUUCCUGACUGAUUCCCUGACUAACCUCGUUAAGCGAAAGGCAGAAAUGAAUUUAUUAUUAUUAUUAUCAUCCUGGUUAUUUUUGCAGACGUAGACGUGGGUGCAGGUUUGAAAUAACUCAUUGACAGCUGUGUCUUCCCUUGUCUUUUUAAUCAUUUGUAAAACAUCCUUCACGAUCCUGUGCUUCUGGUGAGCUCGUAGAUGUGACGCUGAUGUCACUCAAACC
Molecule: messenger RNA, 864 nt
Organism: Cyanistes caeruleus (blue tit)
Lineage: Eukaryota; Metazoa; Chordata; Aves; Passeriformes; Paridae
Source: RefSeq, a predicted model, not a curated record